GGGUGCUAUUGUUAUCCCUCUUUCACAGAUGGGGUAACUGAGGCUCAGAAAAGUGAAGUAACUUGUCCAAGGUCACCAAGCUGGUGAGCACCAAGCCGGCACUAUGGCGGGGCUGGGAGCCUGGAACCUAGCGGGAGCUGCUCUGAUCAUCCUGCUGUUCCCCAGAAGCCUGGAGCAGUGCGGGCACAUCAGCCUCUCAGCCCCCAUCGUCCGCCUGGGGGAUCCCAUCACAGCCUCCUGCAUCAUCAGCCAGAACUGCAGCCACCUGGGCUCGGAAUCGCACAUUGUAUGGAAGUUGGAAGCAGAGCUUCAGCCCGGGGAGAGGCAGCAGUACCUGCCGAAUGGGACCCUGCAGUCCACCAUCACCUUGCCCCACCUCAACCGCUCUCGGGCCCUUCUCUCCUGCUGCCUGCACUGGGGCAACAGCCUGCAGAUCCUGGACCAGGCUGAGCUACAGGCAGGCUACCCUCCCGCCACACCCCACAACCUGUCCUGCCUCAUGAACCUCACAACCAACAGCCUCUCCUGCCAGUGGGAGCCAGGCCCCAACACCCAUCUGUCCACGAACUUCACCCUGAAGAGCUUCAAGAGCCGGGGCAACUGCCAGAGCCAGGAGGACCCCAUCCCCGACUGCGUGCCUGAGGACAGGCAGAGCCACUGCUCCAUCCCCCGCAAACACCUACAGCUGUACCAGAAUAUGGGCAUCUGGGUGCAGGCCAAGAACGCGCUGGGAACCAGCGUGUCCCCGAAGCUGUGCCUUGUCCCCAUGGACGUCGUGAAACUGGAGCCCCCCACACUGUGGGCCCUGGGGCCCAGCCCUGAGGUGGCCCCGCCCCAGCCAGGCUGCCUGAGGUUGCGCUGGGAGACCUGGAAGCCAAGCCUACACAUAGAUCAGAAGUGUGAGCUGCGCCACCAGCCUCGGCUUGGAGAAGCCAGCUGGGACCUGGUGGGCGCCUUGCCCUCCAGGACCCUCCAGUAUGAGCUAUGCGGGCUCCUCCCAUCCACAGCCUACGCCCUGCAGAUGCGCUGCACCCGCUGGCGCCUGCCUGGCCACUGGAGCAACUGGAGCCCCAGCCUGGAGCUGACCACCACACAACGGGCCCCCAUUGUCAGACUGGACACAUGGUGGCGGCAGAGGCAGCUGGACCCCAGGACGGUGGACGUGCAGCUGUUCUGGCAGCCAGUUCCCCUGGAGGAAGAGAGUGGGCAGAUCCAAGGGUACCUGGUCUCCUGGAGACCCUCAGACCAGGCUGGGGCAGACCCAAUGCUCUGCAACACCACGGAGCUAAACUGUACCUUCCAACUGCCUUCAGAAGCUCGGGAGGUGAUCCUUGAGGCCUAUAACACAGCUGGGACCUCUCAUCCCACCCCAGUGGUCUUCUUGGAGAGCGGAGGCCCACCCCUGGGCAGACUCCACACCAUGGCUCGAGACCCUCACAGCCUCUGGGUGGGCUGGGAGCCCCCCAGCCCUCAGCCUCGGGGCUAUGUCAUUGAGUGGGGCCUCGGUCCCCCCAGCCCCAGCGGCAGCCCUAAGACCUGGAGGAUGGAGCAUAAUGGAAGCAUUGCAGGGACCCUGCUGCAGGAGAACAUCAGGCCCUUUCAGCUCUACGAGAUCACUGUGACCCCCCUGUACCAGGACACCAAAGGACCCUCCCAGCACAUCUAUGCCUACUCCCAAGAGAUGGCCCCCUCCCAUGGCCCAGAGCUGCAUCUAAGGCACGUUGGCAAGACUUGGGCCCAGUUGGAGUGGGUACCCGAGGCCCCUGAGCUGGGGAAGAGCCCACUUACCCACUACACUAUCUUCUGGACCAAUGCUCAGGACCAGUCCUUCUACACUGUCCUGAACGCCUCCUCCCAUAGCUUUGUCCUCCGUGGCCUGGAGCCUUCCACCUUGUACCAUGUCCACCUCAUGGCUGCCAGCCAGGCGUGGGCCACCAACAGUACAAGCCUCACCCUGAUGACCUUGGCCCUAGAGGAGUCUGAGCUGCACAUCCUCCUGGGCCUCUUCAGCCUCCUGGUCUUGCUCAUCUGCCUCUGUGGGGCUGCCCAGCUCUGCUGCAGACCCAGGAAGAAUCCCCUCUGGCCAAGUGUUCCAGACCCAGCCCACAGCAGCCUGGGUUCCUGGGUGCCUACCAUCACAACGGAGGAUACCUUCCAGCUGCCCAGCCUUCGGGACUCCAGCAUGCCGCCCAUCACCAGGAUCACGGUGCUGGAGGAGGAAGAGAAGAAGCCAGGACCCUGGGAGUCCAAUGACAGCUCAGGGACCUGUGGCCUCCCCAGCCUGGUCCAGGCCUAUGUGCUCCAGGGGGACCCAAGAGUACCUUGUACCCAGCCCCAGCCCCAGUCUGGCACCAGUGACCAGGUCCUUUACGUGCAGGUGCUGGGCAGCCCCACAGGCCCAGGGCCUGGGCACUACCUCCGCUGCGACUCCACUCAGCCUCUCUUGGGGGGCCUCACCCCCAGCCCCAAGUCCUAUGAGAACCUCUGGUUCCAGACCAGCCCCCUGGGGACCCCAGAGCCCCUAGUCCCAAACCCAGAGGAUGACUGUAUCUUUGAGCCACUGCUUGACUUCCCUCUCCUGCAGGGGCUCCGGGUCAGUGGGGUGGAAGGUCUUGGGGGCUUCUAGGGCUUCCUAGAACUCCCCACCUGGGCCUGCUUCUUGAUAAGCCUGGGCUAUCCAGAGAAGAGGAGGUCAGUAAGCCCUCCACUAAAAAACCCCCAGCCCCAGGAAAGGCAGAAAGGCUCCCAGUCUCCCCCUAUCUCUGGCCCCUAGCAUCCCUCCCCCAUCCCCCCAAUUUCCAUGGGCUGGGCCUCCCACUUCAAAGGCCAGAGAAUGCUUUUUCAAGCC
Molecule: messenger RNA, 2848 nt
Organism: Balaenoptera ricei (Rice's whale)
Lineage: Eukaryota; Metazoa; Chordata; Mammalia; Artiodactyla; Balaenopteridae
Gene: CSF3R
Product: colony stimulating factor 3 receptor
Exons: 16
Coding region: 104-2626 (840 amino acids)
Biological process (GO): cytokine-mediated signaling pathway; immunoglobulin mediated immune response
Cellular component (GO): membrane; external side of plasma membrane
Molecular function (GO): cytokine receptor activity; protein binding
Source: RefSeq, a predicted model, not a curated record